ACCGCCGCCGCGUAACAGCCUGCUUGCUGCGGUGCGACCAUGGAGGGGAUGCUUAACUACUUCGUGCCGGAGGACGGGGAUUCGUCCGACCACCUGAACGUGGUGCCGCUGCCGCGCGUGGACCAGCUGCGGCUGCAGCACGUCAAGAAGAGCUUCCCUCUGCCUGGCGACUUCCACUUCCGCUUCAAAACGGCGUUCGAGGGCACUUACGUGUGGCUGGAUGUCGUGAACGACGCGGACCCGGUGCCGGACUUCAACGGCCUCGUCAUCUGCAAGAUCUCGAGGAUGCAGCGCGAGAGCUCGACGCGUCCACCCGAGAGGACGGAGACCCCCAAGGCCCAAGUGGAGCAGCCAGACCUCAUUGAGACGUCGGAACUCCCUCCGUCGCCUGCCAAGCGGGAGGAGCCUCAAGUGGCGCAGAAGACUUUCAACAACGACCUGGUUGGUCUGCUGUCGGACCCGGUGCCCGCACAGACGCCACAGGCUCCUUCAGCUCCCUCUCCAGUCCCGCCGCCGCCGGGUGCUGCUCCGUUCGAUGUGUUUGCCGGCAACAACACCGCGCACAUGCGACCGACGCCUAUCGCCGCCAAUAUGGGUGCAAACAACGGACCCCGAGGCUUGUCGCCGACUACGAACCAUGCUGGAGCGUACGGAGCUCAAGGAGGCUUCAACCCGAUGGGUUCUGGCGGCCCGUCGCCCAUGGCUCCUCGAGGUCCUAGCGGCAUGAACAUUAGUCAGAUGCACAUGGGAAUGGGCCAGCCCCAGGGCGGCAUGCAGCAGCAGCAACAGCAGCAGCAGAAUCGCUUCCAGGGCCUCCAGUGGCAAGGAAUGGGCCAGCAGCCGCAGCAGCAACAGCAACGGAACCCCAACACGAGGCAGUGGUAACCGUGGCUCGAAGCGAUCACACGGUUCGAGUACCGAGGGGUGGAGUGGCAAAAUGCCAGGUCCGUUGCCAAAAUAUAUUGAAAGUUUCCACAU
Phytophthora sojae is the source of this 978-nucleotide messenger RNA. RefSeq lists its product as hypothetical. Bases 40 to 885 code for a protein of 281 amino acids. The record is from RefSeq and is a predicted model, not a curated record. The transcript has 6 exons. NCBI's taxonomy places the organism in Eukaryota, Oomycota, Peronosporomycetes, Peronosporales, Peronosporaceae.